Messenger RNA from Ostreococcus tauri, 2067 nucleotides. RefSeq names its product Acyl-CoA dehydrogenase/oxidase C-terminal. The record is from RefSeq and is a predicted model, not a curated record. Lineage: Eukaryota; Viridiplantae; Chlorophyta; Mamiellophyceae; Mamiellales; Bathycoccaceae. Gene Ontology annotation, molecular function: FAD binding; acyl-CoA oxidase activity; fatty acid binding. Gene Ontology annotation, biological process: fatty acid beta-oxidation using acyl-CoA oxidase; lipid homeostasis. Bases 1 to 2067 code for a protein of 688 amino acids. The transcript has a single exon. Gene Ontology annotation, cellular component: peroxisome.
AUGUCUGCGCAGGCGCGCAACGUCGACGCGCACACGCGCGCGCUCGUCGAACCUAGCACCGCGGUCAUCCUCGCCAGCACGAGCGAUCCGCGCGAGGAUUUAGCUCGAGAGCGCUCCAAGGCGAGUUUCGACGCCCGCGAGCUCGAAAACUUACUCGCGGGCGGACCCAAGAGCGCGUCGCUGCGACGACGAAUCGUGGACGCGAUGACGAGCAACGAGGUGUUCAGUAAGCGCGGGAAGUACUUCGACGAGCGGGACGAACUAUACGUGCGAACGCUCAAGAUGUACCUGGCGCUCCCGAGCGCGGUGGCGGCGAUGAAUGAAAAGGAGCCUAUAGCCGUGGCGCGCAUCAUGCGAGAGUUGAUCGAUGAACCGGGAGGAUUAGAUUUGCACCUUGGGAUGUUUAUUCCGACGAUUCAGGGGCAGGGAGACGAAGAGCAGCGGAAAUAUUGGAUUCCAAAGUGCGUCAAGUUGGAGUGCAUAGGAACGUACGCGCAGACGGAGCUGGGACACGGAACGUAUCUGCGAGGCUUAGAGACGACGGCAACAUACGAUGAGAGCAAGGAGGAGUUCGUGAUUCACUCACCGACGUUGACGAGUACGAAAUGGUGGCCCGGUGGUUUGGGGAAGACGUCCACGCACGCGGUUGUCAUGGCUCGAUUGUUCACGAAAGGUGUGGACCACGGGGUUCAUCCGUUCGUUGUUCAAAUUCGCAACAAUCAAAACCAUGAGCCGCUCCCGGGAUGUACCAUCGGAGACAUCGGUAAUAAGAUGGGCUACAACGCGGUCGAUAAUGGGUUCUUACGAUUCGAUCAUGUUCGCGUUCCACGACGAGCGAUGUUGAUGGGUCACUCUCGGGUAGAAACGGAUGGGACAUACGUGCCGCCGCCUGUGGCAAAAGUGUCCUACGGGACGAUGGUUUUCAUUCGAUCCGAUAUCGUGAUGAACGCAGCGCUUUUCAUGAAGAAGGCGGUGACAAUUGCAAUUCGCUACAACUUGGUUCGAAGGCAAUCGAACGCCGAUAAAGCGACUGGGAUGGAGCGCCAAGUGAUCGAUUACCAACACAGUCAACGGACGCUGUUUCCAAUUCUCGCAAUGGCUUUCGCGUUUCACUGCACGUCAGAUUACAUGCGACGUAUGUACUUUGAGUUUCAAAAAGUUUCUCGCGAAAAACAGGAUUUCUCCGCGCUUCCGGAGCUUCACGCCACGUCCAGUGGUCUUAAGGCGUAUUGUUCGUGGAUGACGAAGGAUGCGAUUGAGGCUUGUCGAUUAACGUGUGGAGGUCACGGUUACAUGAACUUGGCAGGUUUCGGUACCACGCUCGCGAGUUACGCUCCAAACGUGACUUACGAAGGCGAUAACAACGUGCUAUGCUUACAAACGGCGCGGUAUCUCCUGAAGAUGUACCGAAACACAAUUAAAGGCGAGACGCCACCAGAUGUCAUUGGUUAUCUCAAGGGAACGAGUUCCCGAAGUUCUCUCGCACUCGGCUCGACUAUGCGCGAUGAAAACGCGAUUCUCGAUGCCUAUGCGCACCGAGCGUGGCGCAUGGUGACAGAAGCUUCAAAGGUGACCGGAGAUAUGUCGCCUGACGACGCCAUGCGCGUUCACAUGGUGCAGUGGAUUCGCGCGGCGAAGGCUCACUGUGCGUUCGUCGUCAUGUACAACUUUGUGAUCGCGUACGAAGAAACCAGGCCUCGGGUGAGCGCUACGACACUGUUGGUGCUUCAUCGUCUCGUGUGCCUUCACGGUUUAUGCGGCAUGGAUGAUACCAUGGGUGACUUCUUGGAGGAUGGUUACAUCGAUGGUGAUCAGGCGACGGAAAUACGAGCUGAAAUCUUCAGACUUCUCGCUGAGAUUAGACCAGAUGCCGCUGCUUUAGUCGAUUCUUUCGGACUUAGUGAUUACUUCUUAAACUCGGCGCUCGGGGCGAAGGAUGGUGACGUGUAUCGAAGGCUUUAUGAACAAGUUCAAGACGCGCCAUUCAACAAGCGUCACACGCCGCCGGGAUACGAACUUCUGCAGCCAAAGUUGAGGCGUGGAACUUUUGGCGUCUCCAGGCUCUGA